This is a messenger RNA of Trypanosoma grayi, 1101 nucleotides long. RefSeq names its product putative nucleosome assembly protein. Bases 1 to 1101 code for a protein of 366 amino acids. Gene Ontology annotation, cellular component: nucleus; chromatin. Lineage: Eukaryota; Euglenozoa; Kinetoplastea; Trypanosomatida; Trypanosomatidae. The transcript has a single exon. Gene Ontology annotation, biological process: nucleosome assembly. Gene Ontology annotation, molecular function: chromatin binding; histone binding. The record is from RefSeq and is a predicted model, not a curated record.
AUGCAAUCGAAGCGUAGAGCGGCGCAUGAACAUGAGCACGAGGAGGAAAUGCUGCAUGAACACGGCAUGUCUUCGCCCUUCGAGAAGUUCCUGAACCCUAACUACUCCGCCGAGUUCAUGGCGAAGCUUCCGGAGCGCAUCAGGCAGCGGGCGCAGGUGCUGAUGCACUACCACGAAGAGUAUGAGAAGUUGCGCAAGAGCUUCGAGGACAAGGAGACUGACCUUCGGCGCAAGUACGACGAGAUGUACGCGCCCCUCUACGAUCGCCGAAAGGAGAUAGUCACCGGCACCUGUAUGCCCACGGAGGAAGAGGUGGCAAAGGGCUUCCCCAGUGAGCACGAGGGAGUCGUUGACAUCAGCGCUGCGGCGGAGAAGGCGGGUGACAAUAACGAUGAAAAGACAGAAGCAGCCGGGCUCCCGGGCUUCUGGCUGCGAGCGCUGCAGCACCACGUCCUCUCUGCCUCGCUGAUCGAGGAGCACGACGAGCCUGUCCUUGAACACUUGACAGAUGUGCGCUCCGGCGUGGUGGAGGGCGGCUACGGCAGCUUUGCUGUUGUCUUUGUGUUUUCCCCUAACGAAUACUUCGAGGAGGAAUCUCUCAUGCUAGGGGUGGUGCAGAAGGACGAUGGGGUGAACAUCAUCCGCUCACCGCUCACGUGGAAGCCGGGGAAGGACGUCACGGUAGAGACGAUCACGAAGAAGGUCGGCGGCAAACGCGGCAAGGCGGCGAAGACAACAUCUGUCACGGUGUCGCGGCCGUCUUUCUUCAGCAUGUUCAAAGAGAGCGCGAAGGCUGCCGAGAACGAGAACGCAGAUGAAGACGACGACGACGACGACGAUGAUGAUGAUAACGAUGAGCAAAUCGAGCAGCUGCUGCAUGUCCUGCACACCAGCGUUAUUCCUUGCGCCGUCCACUUCUACACAGGUGAGGCUCCUGACGGAAGCAGCGAUAUUGACACGGAUGAGUACGAUGAGGAUGAAGAGGAUGAAGAUGAAGAAGAGGAGGAGGAGCCCGCGCACAAGGGGCGCAAGCGACAUGGGGGUGACCGUGGCGGGAAUGCGCAACGGCCCCCACAGACCCAGGACUGCAAGCAGCAGUGA